Molecule: messenger RNA, 1070 nt
Organism: Xenopus tropicalis (tropical clawed frog)
Lineage: Eukaryota; Metazoa; Chordata; Amphibia; Anura; Pipidae
Gene: cd7
Product: CD7 molecule
Exons: 4
Coding region: 38-691 (217 amino acids)
Biological process (GO): adaptive immune response
Cellular component (GO): membrane
Molecular function (GO): signaling receptor activity
Source: RefSeq, a predicted model, not a curated record
AUAACCACAGUCUCAAGGCGCAGCUUGGGGGAUAAACAUGUCGCUUCUCUUUUUGCUGCAUUUCUGCAGUUUCUCCCUGGUUUCAGCAAACUGUUUCACUGAAAAUUCAGUUAUUGGUAUAAGGCAAACUCCAAAAUUUGCUGUAGUUCUGCCAGGAGGAUCUGUCAGUAUUACGUGCCAAGUCACGUCGGAAAAGGAUAUCCAUGGGGUGCAUCUACUGAGGCGUUUCAGGAAAAUAAUGUAUACCAAUAAAACCAAUACAACCAGCAAGGAACCAGAUUACAACCAAAGUCUGUUAUUGUCGGGGUGGAGUCGGGAUUUUACAGUGACGCUAACAAAUCUGACGGCGGAUGACACGGAUAUUUACAUGUGUGACGCAGAUCCGACCGAUUCGUAUAGAAAACUCUGUGGAGGUGGGACUUUUAUCUCAGUGCUUUCUGCAGCCGAAUGCCCCGGUAUAGGUAAAGAACAAGAACAAUCAAGAAACGAAGUUCUUCUUCCCAUCUAUAUUGCGGUUAUUGCUGUCCUGUGCCUGCCCCUUCUGCUGCUGGCAAUAUACAAGAUUUAUGGGAUUCAGCUGAAGAAAGCCACACAAAAACUGCCCCAGAACUCUGUAUACGUGGACAUGACACUGACCAGAAGGAACACGAUGAGCAACUCCAACGCUUACAAUACUGGGUUAUUGGCUUAAUGCACUUACUUUACUCCUCUGAGCAACGCAUACGGCAUAUGAGCUGUGUCCUUAUUACAUUUCAUGGAUUUUAAAUUCAGUUUACAAAAAGAAGCCUCAUUGGGCAGCAGCUUUUGUGAUUUAGCACUUACAAGGAAUUCUAAGCAGCCCUCUUAACCAUCUAUUAAGUCUAAUGGAUAUCCAUAACUGGAUAUGAAAAUGUAGCACAAACUAAAACAUUUCAGUUUUCAGAAUUAAACACAUUUCCAGGCCACAGUUCCCUUCCCUUCUUCAGGUUUGGUAACGCACAAAAGCAGGUUCUGCCAUGCAUUUUUGUAGAAUGUAAAUAAAUGAAAUUGCAAAUAUUACCAGGAGUACAAGGGAUGAAAUAGUCCGUACA